This is a messenger RNA of Amphibalanus amphitrite, 4578 nucleotides long. RefSeq lists its product as uncharacterized. The record is from RefSeq and is a predicted model, not a curated record. Gene Ontology annotation, cellular component: cytoplasm. Bases 1 to 4356 code for a protein of 1451 amino acids. Gene Ontology annotation, molecular function: calcium-dependent phospholipid binding; calcium ion binding. The transcript is spliced from 14 exons. NCBI's taxonomy places the organism in Eukaryota, Metazoa, Arthropoda, Thecostraca, Balanomorpha, Balanidae.
AUGCGCGCGCUGGUGGCCUGUCUGGCGGUGGCGGCGGCGCUGACGGCGCCGGUCGCCGCGGACAGGUUCCGCACGGUGCUGGUCGGCGGCCAGCCCGACUGGGCCGCGGCCGGCGGCGACCAGGGCUGUGACAUCUGCGGCAGCGGCGGGGGUCACUCGGGCGGCGGCGGCGGCUACCGCACCUCCUCCCACAGCAGUCGCUACACGAGUUCCGGCCAGCUGGCGCCGCGCUACCGGCCCGGCCUGCUCGGCCGCAGCGGCGGCGGCCAGCGGCGCACCUACCACUUCUCCAGCGAGGAGUCCGAGUACACGUUCAGCAACGGCACGCACAGCACCACCAUCACCAGCAAGCGCUCCAGCGAGGGCGUGCCCCAGUUCCACCUGCGCAUGACGCGGCUGGCCGACGGCGCCGUCAUCGAGAGCGCCGUGCUCUCGGAGGCCGAGUACCGCCAGCGGCGCGCCAGCCUCGGCCUCACCGGCUCCGACGGCAGCUUCGGGUUCGAGUCGCUGGGCGGCGGAGAGCUGCACGGCCUGAGCUCGCGCCGUCUCUCGGGCGAGGACCUACUGACGGAGAUGGAACGGCGGCUGGCGCACCGGCGCGGCGGCCACGGCCGGCACUCGACCACCAGCUUCUCCAGCGAGGAGUCGCACUACUCGUUCAGCAACGGCACGCACACCACCAGCAUCACGGGCCGCCGGAACAGCGAGGGCGUGCGCGAAGCAUGGUCGGCGGGGCGCGGCUUCGACGACGUGUUCGACAUCCACGGCGUGCGCGGCUCCGGCGCCAGAUUCGACUCGCGCUUCGACUCGCGGUCCGACUCGCGGUCUGACUCGCGCUUCGACUCGCGGUCCGACUCGCGGUCGCGGUCCCACUCGGAGUUCGGCUCGGACUCUGCUGAGUCGGAGUACGGCUCGCGGUCGGGCGGCCGGCGGCCGACACACGGCGGGUCCUCCGGGUCCCGCUCCACAUCAUAUUUCCGCGAGGAGCGCACCGAGACGCGCCGCGAGGAGGGCGCCGAGAGCUGCGCCUGCGUGCCCCGCUCGCGAUGUCUGUACUCGGACCGGGUGGUCUCGGCGGCCGCGCUGAGCCGCUGCCGGGCCGACGAGGUGUGCUGCCGCGAGCAGCGGCCACUGCUGCCACGGGUGACCACCGACUACCCGCGGCCGGCGCCCACCGAGCCGAGCCGAGUGCGCCGGCCGCAGGCCGAGCCCCAGGUGCGCGAGGAGCCCGCCUGCAACUGCGUGCCGCGCGACACCUGCUCCUACCGCGAGCGCGACUUUUCGCUGGCCGGCCUGCAGAAGUGCCGCCGCCCGAUGGUCUGCUGUAAGCGGCAGCUGGUGUCCCAGCCGUACCAGCCGGCCACGGAGCCGGCUCCGCUGCUGCCGACGCCGGCCCCCGUCUCCCGGCACACCACCCCCGACCCGGCCUUCGUGCAGCGCGAGCGCGACCUGUUCCGGGACAUUGUGCAGCACGUGGACACGGACGAGCGGGCGCCCGUGCAGCGGCCGGUCGACCUCCGCGGCCUGCAGAGCUCGCUCUCGCGGUACGAUGACGCCAGGGACGUCUCCGGCGGCCACCGGCGCUCCGAGGUGAGCCGCACCGAGCACUCGCGCACUGAGACCUCGGGCGCCGCGCCGCUGCCGGCCGUCACCGGCGGCCAGACGAGCAGCACGCGCCACUACAGCUACCGCAGCCGCAGCUCCUCCGGCGAGCAGCUGCCCGAGCCGGCGGACCCGCGCCGGCCGCUCUACCCUGCCGACGGCAGCGCCGGCCACAGCCGCCGCACCCACUCGUACGAGAGGACCAGCUCGGGGUACGGCGGCGCCGGCGCCGACCUGCUGUCCGGCGCCCACGGCUCCGGGUACACGGACAAGGAGGACUCUGCCGAGCAGAGCGGCUCGCGGGUCAUCUCCAGCCGCCGACACUACUCAGAGCGGCGCGUCGUCUCCGGAGAGGACAGCGGCGAGCAGGCCACCACGGGCGGCUACCCGCGCUACCCGGACCGGCCGGUCGACCUGCCGGGCCCGCAGCUGGACUCCUCCAGCAGCUCGCGCCACUACUCCUACCGCAGCUCGUCCAGCUCGACCUCGUCCGGCGAGCAGGGCGACGCAGCGCUGCUGGCCGGCGGCGCCGGUCUGCGCGGCCAGCACGGCGCCCGGCCGGAGCUGACCAGCUCCUCCCGGCGCUACUCGGCCCAGCACUCCACCUCGGGCGGCGGCGGCGGCGGCGGCGGCGCGGGCCUGCUGGCCGGCGGAGACGCGGGCCUCUCCGGCGGCGAGUCGGUCACCUCGUCCCGCCACUACUCCGAGCGGCGCGUGGUGUCCGGGGACGCCGACGGCGAACUGGGCCUGUCCGGCGGCGACCUGGGCCUGUCCGGCGGCGACCUGGGCCUGGCGGGCGGCGACCUGGGUCUGUCCGGCGGCUCCUCGGGCGGCUACUCGAGCGGCUCGAGCUACCGGUCCUCGUCCUCCUGGUCCUCCCGCUCUGAGAGCGGCUCCUCGGGAGGACUGGUGCCGGCCGGCGGCGGCUCCCACCAGUACCCAGCCGGCUCCGCGGGCGGCAGCGGCUCCAGCUACCGCUACUCGUCCAGCUCUCACUCCUCGCAGGCGGCGCCGCUGGAGUCGGGCUCUAGCUACUGGCGCAGCUACUCGCAGCAGUCGCAGCGUCACCGGCGCGGCUGGACCGACCUGUUCACCGGCCGAGACGAGACGCCGCGCGCCGCCGCCCAGGCCGGCGACAGCUGCGUCUGCGUGCGCUUCGACCGCUGCUCGGACGGCAACCUGCUGCACCACGGCGCCGACCUGCUCGACUUCAGUAUCGGCUCCCGGAAGCAGUGCUCCGGGUUCCGGGUGUGCUGUGACACGCCGCCGGAGGUGCUCCGUCAGCUGGAGUCCACUCCGGGCCUCCGGCCGGGCGUGGUCACCUCUGUGCCGACCGCCGAACUGGAUCUGGCCGGCCGCUCCUCGCCGCUGGCGCCGCACGUCGCCAGCUCCCGGCCCUGCGUGUGCGUCUCCUCGUACCUGUGCCAGGGCGGCCAGAUCGGCGCCUCGCAGCAGCUGCUCGUCGACAUGCGCCAGGUGUCGCAGACGGGACGCUGCAGCUACGACGGACAGGUGUGCUGCGCGGUGCCGUGGGCCCAGGUGCAGCCGACGGCCCCGCCGGCGCCAUGCAGCUGUGUGCCCGGAAACCAGUGCCGCCAGCAGGACAUCCUCACCCGCUACACCAACGUCAACGCGCCCACCUGUCCCGGCACUCAGGUGUGUUGCUCCCGUCCGCAGUCGGGCGGCCCGGCGGUCCGUCCGCCCGCCAGCAGCCUGGACCGUAUCGAGUACGACAUGUACCGGUUCUGCAAGUCGUACCCGCUGAGCGUCGCCUGCUCCAGCACUCACCAGUUCAACGUGCUGCCGGCUCUCCGUCCUACGCCGUACUUCGACGCUGAGCGAGACGCCAGAGCGCUGAACGACGCGUUCGGCCUGUUCGGAGUCGACGACGACGUCCUGAUCGGUAUCCUCACCAAGAGGACAUUCAAGGAGCGCGCCCUCAUCAAGCAGGCCUUCGCGCGGCUCACGGGCUCGAACCUGGCGGACAAGAUCGAGAGGUACUCGACGGGCAACUACGAGGACCUGAUGGUGGAGCUGCUGGACGGCGCCUCCAUGGAGGAGUACCUGGCCAAGCGGCUGCACGAGGGUAUGGACCGGCUGGGCACCGACGAAGACGUGGUGCUCGAGACACUCAUCAGCAGCACCAACCAGGAGAUCGCCGCCAUCAAACCCUACUUCUACGCAGAGUCCGGCCACACGCUGGAGGCCGACAUUGCCGACGACUUCUCCGGAGACUUGGAGGACAUUCUGGUGGCUCUGGCCAACGGCACGCGCGACAGCAGCUUCACCGUGGACCGACGGCGGGCCCGCGAGCAGGCGGCCGCCCUGCGCAGCGCAGGUGAAGGGCUGGGCACCAGUGAGGAGACGUUCAAGUACUAUCUAACCCACGAGAACUACGCCCAGCUGGCGCUCAUUUUCUCCGAGUACGAGCAGCUCGCCGGCGAGACGUUCGAGGACGCGCUGGAGGACGAGUUCAGCCGGCACACAGAGGACGCCGUACUGGCCAUCGUGGAGGUGACCAGGAACCUGCCGGCCUAUUUCGCCGGCCGGCUGUACGACGCACUGUGGGGCCGCGGGGUGAUCUCCAAGGACGACUCGUCUCUGCGGCGGAUCAUCAUCUCGCGGGCCGAGCGGGACCUGGGCUCCAUCGCGCAGGAGUACCAGCGCCGCUACGGCAACUCGCUCAAAGACGAUAUCGAGACCAAGUCCACGUCCGACUAUGAAGACGCACUGGUAUCGCUGAUUGGCGGCUAGCCGUCAACUGUCCACUGCUGAUGUGAUAUACCGGACGGGCCGCCGGACGGGGCCGGUAUGUGGACCGGCCGGCGGCCACGGGUGACCCGCGGGGCGCCCCAGACAGAGGCGCCGGAGUCGGAGAGAGGACCCGGGUGUGCUCAGAGGGGAGGGAGCUGUACUGACAGCCGUGAACACUGACUGUAUAAAGUGGUAUUGUGACAAUAUACAAUUGAGACUGUA